Messenger RNA from Lottia gigantea (owl limpet), 711 nucleotides. RefSeq lists its product as hypothetical. The record is from RefSeq and is a predicted model, not a curated record. Lineage: Eukaryota; Metazoa; Mollusca; Gastropoda; Lottiidae. The transcript has 2 exons. The coding region runs from base 1 to 711 and encodes 236 amino acids.
AUGUACAAUCCAACUAUAGUGUUUCUAUUGAGGACUCUGGAUGUAUUUGCUAAAACGUACAUGUACAAUCCAACUAUAUUGUUUCUAUUGAGGACUCUGGAUGUAUUUGCUAAAACGUACAUGUACAAUCCAACUAUAUUGUAUCUAUUGUGGACUCUGGAUGUAUUUGCUAAAACGUACAUGUACAAUCCAAUUAUAGUGUUUCUAUUGAGGACUCUGGAUGUAUUCGCUAAAACGUACAUGUACAAUCCAACUAUAGUGUUUCUAUUGAGGACUCUGGAUGUAUUUGCUAAAACGUACAGGUACAAUCCAACUAUAUUGUUUCUAUUGAGGACUCUGGAUAUAUUUGCUAAAACGUACAGGUACAAUCCAACUAUAUUGUUUCUAUUGAGGACUCUGGAUGUAUUUGCUAAAACGUACAGGUACAACCCAACUAUAUUGUUUCUAUUGAGGACUCUGGAUGUAUUUGCUAAAACGUACAGGUACAAUCCAACUAUAUUGUUUCUAUUGAGGACUCUGGAUGUAUUUGCUAAAACGUACAUGUACAAUCCAACUAUAUUGUAUCUAUUGUGGACUCUGGAUGUAUUUGCUAAAACGUACAUGUACAAUCCAAUUAUAGUGUUUCUAUUGAGGACUCUGGAUGUAUUUGCUAAAACGGAUUUUAAAUAUAAUUUCACAGGCAUUUUAAAUAUGAUAUCCCAGGCAUUUUAA